AUGUCGGGUAAUUCGAGUGUAGGAACCUCCGGUGUUUAUGAGGCUGGUGAUCAGAGGAACGUCAAGAACUCAGAGAUCGAGACGGCCGACCGCUUUGACGAGGGUCAACCUAACUCUCAUUUGGCCAAUGACUCCAAGGACCAGAGAACCAUUGCCAACCGGCUAGUAGCUGAAGAGAGCAAGACUGAACCCGAGGACACUGGCGAGAGCGCGCUUUCCAAGAAGGACCCAACCUUACCUGCGAAAGACCACGGCAAUGAGCCGUCGAGGGGCGCCAAGAUCGACGCCCAAAUCCAAGCAGAGGAGGAGGAGGAGCUGAAGAGAAAAGGGAAAGCAUAA
Molecule: messenger RNA, 339 nt
Organism: Phaeoacremonium minimum UCRPA7
Lineage: Eukaryota; Fungi; Ascomycota; Sordariomycetes; Togniniales; Togniniaceae
Exons: 3
Coding region: 1-339 (112 amino acids)
Source: RefSeq, a predicted model, not a curated record